Molecule: messenger RNA, 1197 nt
Organism: Quercus lobata
Lineage: Eukaryota; Viridiplantae; Streptophyta; Magnoliopsida; Fagales; Fagaceae
Exons: 1
Coding region: 1-1197 (398 amino acids)
Molecular function (GO): catalytic activity
Source: RefSeq, a predicted model, not a curated record
AUGAAUAUAAUAGUGUGGAACUGUAGGGGCGCUCUGAAGCCCAAUUUUCAGAGUUAUGUUAGGGAGCUGGUGAGGAAUCAUAAUCCUGGUAUAAUGGUGGUCAUGGAAACUCGUGUAAGGAGAGACAAAGCUAAGGAAAUAACUGAUCGUUUGCCUUUUGACGGUGCUAUUCACACGGAGACGAUGGGCUUUGCUGGUGGCAUUUGGCUUCUUUGGAACUCAGAUAGGGUGGAGGUUGUCCAGCUCGCUAACACGGAGCAGGAAAUUCACGUGGAAGUCAAGGUAUUACCUACAAACUUAUCUUGGAUUUUUACUGCUGUAUAUGCUAGUCCUAGAUGUGUAGAGAGACAAGUUUUGUGGGGAAAUCUUUCCAAGGUUGCUGAGCUACAUAAUCUGCCUUGGGUUAUAGCUGGGGACUUUAACGAACCCCUCAUUGAUGAGGAUAAAUUCGGGGGAAGGCCGGUUAGCAUGGCCAGGUCCCUUCUAUUUAAGGAGUGUCUUGAUAAAUGUAAUAUGGUGGAUAUGGGGUUCAAUGGGCCAAAAUAUACCUGGACUAAUAGAAGGGAGGUCAGUAGCCUUAUUCAAGAGAGAAUAGAUAGAUUUUUCAUGAAUCCUAGUUGGUGUUUGCUGUACCCAGAUGCUAAAAUUUCUCACCUUACGAGGUGCCAUUCGGAUCAUUGUCCUGUGUUAAUGGAAACUAAGCCUAGGGGGCAAAUGUUUCUUACUAGGCCUUUCAAAUUUCAGAGCUUUUGGCUCUCCGAUCCCUCUUUUCCCUCUGUGGUGAACCAGGCUUGGAGACAGCCACGGAAACUUAGGGAUGCAAUAGACACCUUUGCUCAUCAAGCUAGCCUGUGGAAUAAAAAUCAUUUCGGUAAUAUCUUUCAUAAGAAGAAAAGAAUCAUGGCUCGAUUAGAUGGGGUUCAAAGGGUUUUGGCUUCGGAACCUUCUGCAUCUCUUGUAAGCCUUGAGAAUCAUCUUAUCAAAGAGCUGGAUGUUGUUUUGGAGCAGGAAAAGGAUCUGUGGGCGCUUAAAUCUAGAAUAAACUGGAUGGUAUUGGGGGAUAGGAAUACUUCUUUCUACCAUGUAUCUGCGAUUACCCGGAGAAAGCGCAAUCUCAUUACCGCAAUUAAAAAUGAAGUGGGGGAUUGGUUAAUGAGGAGAGGGAAGUUGCUGCCCAUAUCAGGGAGGGUUUCAUGA